Messenger RNA from Staurois parvus, 313 nucleotides. The record is from the annotation of a GenBank genome assembly. Lineage: Eukaryota; Metazoa; Chordata; Amphibia; Anura; Ranidae.
AUGGGGCCCCUGUGUCCUUGCCCAAACUCAAAAAAGCCUAUGAAAAAGGUACCAGGGGCAUCUCAUGGGGCACCUACUGACCCCGGGUCCUCCAAAUGGGGAUCAUGGGGCCCCUGUGUCCUUGCCCAAACUCAAAAAAGCCUAUGAAAAAGGUACCAGGGGCAUCUCAUGGGGCCCCCUACUGACCCCCCCGGGCCCUCGGGCAGUGCCCGAGUUUCCAAAUGGUCAGUCCGCCCUUGGUGUGGAGACACUCUGCACGCGGGCAGCACACAGAGGGUUGGCAGGCCACAUAAGUGUUGGACACCAGAGGUCU